UUAGAGAAUUAACACGCGAGUCUGUGGGGACCCACUCACUUUCAGCCGGCCUCAUGUGGCCAUCAGAGGACCUGCAGCCUUGGUGGCCACUGCCUGUUUUCCACUUAGAUCAUUAGUUCAGACUGCAGGAUACACACCUGCAGUGUGUGUCGGCUCCUGGACAGAUGUGCAUCUAUCUCGUGGGCGUAACUUUUAUAGUGGGCGUGUCCGGAUGUCCUGAUGUCAGCUGCUGAAUUCAUGGUAACUGUGACAUCUUUGAUAUUGAACACAUUUGAAACAAAAAGAAUGCGUUAAGGUUCCAGUUUACUCACAAAUAUCGAGCCUGUGCUCAUAAAAAAGGUUAAUUUUUAUUUUUCGUAUGUUUUUCACAGAAUCAGGAUAAAAGCUGAUUUUGGACCGAGUGUCAGUGCCGUCACUGCGCCCCCCUCCUCUUCCUCCUCCUCCUCUCAGCAGACGGACGCAUCCAUGGAGAUCCUGUGCAGCCUUCCUCAGCAUUACCACUUCCAAAACCACAUUCCAACAUGACAUAAGAAGACAGACCGGCUUUUCUAAGCAGCAGCUCGAAGCCUUUUGGUCCGUUUCUUUCUUUCCUUUCUUUUUCUUUUCCUCAGCAUCCCAUUAGCGGUGCCAAUCUUAACUUUCUGCCCGCUUCCUCUCUCACUUCUUUACCCGUCUCCGGGAGAGAAGUCAGUUCCCCGGGAAUUAAAGGAGGUCGUUGGGUUUUCUUCUUUUCCUUUUCGCUUCUUUUUGGUACUUCUUGGAUGCGCAUGGAUGUGGCAGCAGCGGAAGCGGGGACGUCUCUGCCGGGUAUCCGACUCCGGAAUCGGGCGAAGCAAGUGAUGCCGAAUCAGAAGAAGGUGAAAGCGCGGCGGAAACGGCGAAAGGAGCUGGUUUUAAUCCAGAUCUGCUUGUUCGGCGGUUUGCUCCUGGUCGUUAAAGGGUUUUCCUCCUUAGCGGAAAAUUCAGGUUUUGAUGUCUCCAGCCACAGCAGCGAGGACCAGGAGAGGUGGAUCGGAAGGAGGCUGCUGCAGGACACGGACAACAACAGCAGCGAGGAGACAGAUUUACAAAAAGGAACAAAGAACUGCACUCCUCCAGCUCUGCACGAGUUCCCUACGGACCUGUUCACGAACAAAGAGAGGACAGAAGGAGCCGUGGCCUUGCAUGUCCUGUGUACCAUAUACAUGUUUUGCGCUCUGGCCGUCGUCUGCGAUGACUACUUCGUCCCCUCCCUGGAGAAGUUAUGUGAGCGUCUCAAUCUCAGCGAGGACGUCGCAGGUGCAACCUUUAUGGCCGCUGGCAGCUCGGCUCCGGAGCUCUUCACAUCCAUCAUAGGAGUUUUUAUCACCCGUGGCGACGUCGGCGUCGGGACCAUCGUGGGCUCAGCCGUCUUCAACAUCCUCUGCAUCAUCGGCGUGUGUGGCUUCUUCGCCGGCCAGGCGGUGAAGCUGUCUCACUGGGCUCUACUCCGAGAUUCGAUUUAUUACACGUUUUCUGUCACUGCCCUCAUUGCGUUCAUCUACGAUGAGCAGGUGUGCUGGUGGGAAUCUCUUGUCCUGAUCCUGAUGUAUGCGGUCUACAUCCUCAUCAUGAAGUUCAACGGCCGGGCCCAUCGCUACUUCGACCGUCGAAAGAAAGGCUCGGUGAAUCUGGCCAAUGGGCUCACGGGAAGCACUGAUCUGGAGGACGUCACGUGUGACGCCACUGCAGUCCUGCUUAAAAAAGCGAACUUCCACUGCACGCCGUCUGUGCUGAUGGUGGAUGAGUUGCUGUCUGCCUACCCCCACCAGCUGUCUUUCUCUGAGGCCGGCAUGAGGAUCAUGAUCACCAGUCAUUUCUCCCCGAGAACCCGGCUCACCAUGGCCUCUCGGAUGCUGAUCAAUGAGAGACAAAGACUGAUCAACACCACGGAGACUCGAGUCAAUCGCAUCACGAAUGGUGACUCUGAGUCUGCAGCCAGGGCGCAAGGGAGGCGGGGCCUAGAGAAUGGGAUGGGCGGAGUCGAGCAGGGUGUGAACGGGAGGUGCAGACUUCAGCGGCUGGAGAAUGAGACGGAGAAUGAAAAUGAGGACAACGAGAACAAUGAGAAUGACGAGGAAGGAGAGGAAGAGGAUGACAAAGAGGGCCCCCUGGUGCCCUUUAAAGUUCCAGCGGGUGUGUGUAACAAGCUCAAGUGGCUGAUCAUGUGGCCGUUGUCCCUGCUUCUGUUCUUCACGGUGCCCAACUGUGGCAAGCGCCGCUGGGAGAGGUGGUUCAUGGUCUCCUUCUUCACAGCCACCAUCUGGAUCGCCGGCCUCUCGUACAUCAUGGUGUGGAUGGUGACUGUGAUUGGCUUUACUCUCGGCAUCCCUGACGUCAUCAUGGGCAUCACCUUCCUCGCAGCGGGCACCAGCGUCCCAGACUGCAUGGCUAGUGUCAUAGUGGCGCGGCAAGGUCUGGGAGACAUGGCCAUCUCCAACUCCAUAGGCAGUAAUGUGUUUGACAUCCUGGUGGGUCUGGGUCUGCCCUGGGCGCUGCAAACGCUCUGCAUCGAGACGGGCUCCAUCAUCGAACUUAACAGCAGAGGACUCAUAUACUCCGUGGCACUCCUACUGGCCUCAGUAUUCUUCACAGUCCUCGGCGUCCAUUUGAACAAGUGGACUCUGGACUGGCGACUGGGCUUGGCCUGCCUCAUCUUGUACGCCAUCUUUCUGUCCUUCUCCGUCCUCAUCGAGUUCAACGUUUUCACUUUCGUCAACCUCCCCAUGUGCAGAGACAUCCACUGACCCUCCCGCCUUCUCCUCUUCUUCUUCUUCUUCUUCUACUAAUUCUUCCUCUGGCUGAUGGGGGAACCUCACCUGGCUUCCAGUUUCAUGGCACCUCCAAACAAAGUCCUACCUAUUACUUAAUAGAAAAAUAGAGUUCUGUAUGAUUUAUAUUUGGUGCAAUACACACGAGUGGCGGACAGAAGGACGUCGGAUGUUUUGGGGUUAUUUUCUGGAGGUGCGAAGAGAAAGUGCCAGCGGCGGGAUUGCUGCCAAUCAUGUAUAAUGAACCAAAACGUUGGCUGGAGUGAACUUAACUGUAUUAAUGCCGACAAUUAGGCUACUGUUGGUGAACAAGCUGCUACUGUAACUGACUGACUGAGGCGAGAAAAGAGAGAAGUCAGCGAUUUUUAGCUGGAUUGUUUGUUACUCUUUCUACAAGUUUGGAUAUAAAGCACACGAUUAAGUAAUUUUUAAGCAAAAACUGGCUUUCUGUGUAUAUAUUAGAAGUACUUCUAUCAGCUUUUGUGUGGAAUCCUCUUAUGCACAACUGGAUCGGUCUUGCAAAGCCGAAAUAUUCUGUGUUUUCCUUUAGGCUCAAAAUGCUUCAACAUGUCUCCUUCCAGCCCACACAGCAUGCUGUAACAGCCACAGCUCUAGCUUUGCACUGUCACAGAGAUAUUUAUCACAUAAAGUCUGCUCUUGGCUGUUUUGUUUUGUUUGUCGUACCUGAGUAGAUGUGGGCUUUAAAUUUUCCCACACAAUGAAAGGGAUCUACCUGGAACUGACAUCCAGCACCGUCACUUUAUGGAUUAGAGAUUUAUUUCUUUUAAUAUUCUAUUGCAAAGCGUCUGCAGGUAAACAUGUAACUACUGAAGUUAAACUUCCCUGUAGGCGGUAGACGUCUCGUACUUUAUUGAAAAGUUAGCUUUUAGUCUCAGUCGAGUGUAACGUUAUUCCUUAAAGCCAAAAGUAUUUUUAGAUUAGCCGAACUUGUAGAUUUGGACUUAAGAGUCGAAUGCACAGCGUGUUUGUGUGUGUGUGUGCGUGAGUGAGCGCGUGCCACAAUCUGGAGCAGAUGCAAAGCAUGCCGAGGAUGUAACUGGGAAGACGUAAUCGUGAUUUAUUUAUGAAUUAAUUUAUUCGAAGAUCACGUCUGACCUCCAGUUUCAGCCUUUUGGAUCGUGUACAGUGAUUUCAGUGGAAGCUGUGUACAAUGUACUGUACCUAAUAUAUAAUCUAAGUACUGGAAACUGACUUGAUGUUGUUUAUAUUUAAGAAUAGAACUUUAUAAUUUAUAAGUUUUGUAUAGUUUGGAAAUGUUGCAUUUAUAUUAGUUUAAACACAGUGGAUUUGGAGACAAAGGAUGGAAAUGUCAGCCUUUACAAACCUCUCACAUGUUCUGAUAUGUCGCCCUCACGUGUUAAAUUAGGGAUGAGAUGCAGAUGUAACGGAUUUCUUUUCAGGAAAAACACCAGACUUUGAACUUUCACAACAGUGCUUCAAUUACUGUGCCGUCUCUUGUAUUUGAGGCUCGUGGCUGUUCUUCUCUGCGUAUUUGAGCACCACUGUUAGAACAUUAUGGUCACAUUGUUGCAGCAUGUGUUCAAAGAAAAUGUGGACUUUUUAUUUCAGUUCUUGAAUCUGAUCAAUUCAAAGCGUCCUGCAGUCACAGGAUGGCGCUGUAGAGCUGCGCUAUGCCUUCAGCGAGGCUGCGCUUUGGGUGUGUGGGGGGAUAUUUUCAGGUAGGCUACGUAGUGACAUAUACUGUUCGGUUUUGCAUGCCUCUUUCAUAGUUCUGAUUAUUUUGUGUGUAAUUUUAAUGCAACAUCUUAAAGGCACUGUCUUGAUUAUGCUGUACAUAUCAGGAGGAAUAUGCUAUCAUAAACGCAGGUGUUGGAAUAACUUCUGAUGAGCAGUUAUAUUUGAGAUAUAUACAGUAUUUAGGAUGUAGGCCUACAGCACUUAGUUUCAGCUAAUUCUUGUCAUUUUAUGCUCAUGUCUGUUAACUUGUUUGUAAAUCCUCAUUUUUGUUGAUGAGGAGCUCUGGGCAGGGACAGAUGGACACCUUCACCUUGUUCCCAGUGAUCUUCUUGCAAUAAAUUGAUUUACAUACACA
Molecule: messenger RNA, 4863 nt
Organism: Maylandia zebra (zebra mbuna)
Lineage: Eukaryota; Metazoa; Chordata; Actinopteri; Cichliformes; Cichlidae
Product: sodium/potassium/calcium exchanger 3
Biological process (GO): calcium ion transmembrane transport; intracellular calcium ion homeostasis
Cellular component (GO): plasma membrane
Molecular function (GO): calcium channel activity; calcium, potassium:sodium antiporter activity
Source: RefSeq, a predicted model, not a curated record